AUGUAAAUAAAGAACUUCCGGGAGUGUCCACAAAAUUUACCUUUUUUUCCCAAUAAUCUGUGCCAAGUUAUGGAUUAACGAUUUGAAAUAAUUGAUCACGAUGACUAGAUAGCGGACAGUUUAAUCAGCGAUCACUAGAUUCUAUUUUUGAUGUUAUUUAUUAUAUAGGUCACGAAAUAAUCACGGUUUUUGUUCACGUGCUUGUAGAUCUAUACAUUUACAAUUAUUUUACCUUUGUUCGACCUCACUGGACAGUGGGUUUCAUUGAUAAACAAUCUGGAACACAACACCUUAGCAUACUGCCGGGUUGCAACAAACUCGCCGUCGGGGGCAUUGUCUGAGUCGUCCUCAAGCUCGUCGUCGGCGUCUGAUUAUGAACAGCAUUUGGAGGGAACGUUUAAGGUUGCACCACAUGAGAACCCUCCAAAACUUAUGGAUUCUAACAUAACGCUGUGGCAGUUUCUGCUAGACUUGCUGGUCAGUAACAAUCAUAAAGACAUCAUCCAGUGGACAAACAACGAGGGCGAGUUCAAACUCCUCAACCCGGAGGAGGUCGCAAACCUCUGGGGACGCCGGAAGAAUAAGCUGAAUAUGAACUAUGACAAACUCAGUAGGGCAUUGAGGUAUUAUUAUGAUAAAAAUAUCAUUAAAAAGGUCAUGGGACAGAAGUUCAUGUAUAAAUUUGUCUCAUUUCCGGAAAUUGUAAAAAUGGAAACAAAAGUUCCAUUUAAACAAAAGAUGGAAACUUUGGCACAGGAAUAUGGCCAACAAGUGUUUCCGCAUUUGGCUUCGUAUAACGCGGCAAACAUCAAGUCGUCUGCUGAAAACGCAACGCUGGGAUUUAUAAAGAAAGAGGAAGAGUCUGCCGCAUCUGAAAGGAUGGAUAUAUCUCAGUAUUAUGCCGAAACGACCAUUAAGGAAGAACGAAACAUUCUUAAGGUCUCCUCAAGAUCUCAAAAUGGACACGUGAAUGUGAUGACGUCAUCAGCACCAAUGUCGUCUGUUGUGCUGGUACCGUCGCACACAACAUCCAACUCAGUUCAAAGUGCCUUAAAAAGACCUGAAAGCAGUAAGGGUUCAACAAAACCGAAACCGAAUCCACUGAUGUUGAACGUAAAUCCAUCGGUACAGACGACAAUAACUGCAGCUUCAUCAGUUCCGUUACUUAGUCCCAGACUUUUCCCGCCACAAUUUUCAUCAAUGCACACACCAUAUGUUUUAGCAAGUCCGAUGGUAGGGGUACCAAGAACCCCGAUUCCAUUACAUUUUUGGAGUUCCCUUAGUCCAAUAGCAACGCUAAGUCCUCGCUUGGCAACAUCUACUUCCGCUUUUCAGUUUCCUAUAGUUAAUGGUCAGUUAUCGCAUGGUCAGUUACCGCUGCCAAACUUCAGUGCGAUCGAAGGACUCUCGUCACCAGUAGUGUCUUCCCCGACACAUAAAAAGAUAUCCGUUUUAUGAAAGGUCAAACUUUAGAAGAAAAGAUACGUUUCAGCAACACCAAUUCGGGCAUUAGUUUCUUAAAAUGUUUAAUGGUGUCACGAUAGAAAACACCGCGUUCUAUAGACCUGCAUUGUGCGCUUUUGCUAAAAUUAUGGAGACUUUAAACACAUGUUUUCUUUACUCUUGGCCUAAAUAUCUUUGUGGAAUCUGAUGAAAAUUGUGACGAAAGAGAUACGGAUAUCAGAUAAUGUAUGGUUUUGGAAAAUGAAUGGAACUGGAAAUUUGUGAUUUAUGAUAAUUGGGUAUUGCAAAUACGUCUGUCAAAAAUGAAUUACGUCACCAAAUAAGUUAUCAGCUAUAUUAAUGGGAUAUUACUAUACGUGGCAAAUGGCAAAAAAAGAGGUAACCAGAAGUAAAUAUAAUAGCGACGGAUAUUUCUAAUGUUGUUUGUUAACUGACAUUUGCAUACAAGUACAAGUAUUUGGAGUGUAAUUUCUAAUCGAAAAUCAAAUACCGGCGCAAUCAUUCUUGACGUGAUGAGACAAAAAUCGCUUACCAUGAAAACUUUUAGACGAAACAGUACAGUUGUUGGUUUUGAUUAGUAAUAAUUAAAACAUUUAAGUUUCCUAAGGGGCAAUAGGUGUAACGUUCGAUGUCAUUACACGGGAAGUAAAAUCUAUUUUGAUUGAUUGACAGAUUGACAUGAGUCACGUUCGUGCGCGUGCCAUAUGUGCAUACACAAUCAAACUGAAAUCCAAGAUACAUAUUUUUGUGAUAUUAUUGUUGCUAUAUUUUUUUCUGGGACCAGUUACUGUUCUUGAAAUGUUACACUCCGGACAAUUUUAAAAUGUUGUGGGCAUAUCUCUUCUUUUGAAAAUGCAUAAGCUAUUGUGCUGAAUAAGCAACUUGAAUAAGGACGGCUUUAAAGAAUAUUCAAAUCUACCCUACAACUCUAGAAUACACGAAGUAACGGGCGUUUGGUUGGCACGUUUGGAUGUAAUGUUGACAAUAUAUUUUCGUACCGAGUGUAACAUUUCCCCUUAUUUAUGUUUACAUGUUAUACUUUCUUCGUAUUACUAUAUGUAUUAAAUGUAUAUUUUUGUUUCCUAUAAAGGUAUUAAUAGUAGGCCUAAUUUUCGCUUUCAUUUUUUGUUUAACGGUAAUUUCAGUUAUUAUUAGCCCCAUACUUAGCGUCUGUGUUUGGUAUGUCCGACAUAAGACUCAACAUUCCUGUAACAUACGAGGAUAUAUUCACAAUCGAACUGCCAUUUAAGAACUCAUUUUACACGGCUUGUAUAUGAUCAUUUUUGUAUUAUAAUAAAUUUCUUGCAAGCUAAUUCCUGGUGGUGUACAUUUUGCAAAUCCCAUUAUUAUGUAUUUCUGGCUACUUUUGCUGAAGCCGUCGCUGUAUUCAUUUGUGUACUUCAAACCAUGUAAACCGCGGAGUUGAAAUAGGGUCGCUGGUCAAAAUUUAUUUCUCUUAUAUUUUUAAACAAUUAUUGUAUUAUUAGAUAAUGUAUGAUAAUACUACACUAAAAUCUUUUGACAGCCACCACCUGACUGAAGACCACUCCAUGUAGUUUUAAAUAUAUGCAACUUUAUUUUUGUAGUUUGAUCUGUAAGAGAAUAAAAUAUCUUUCUUGCUCUCUAAAAGUGGUCUUUUCACAAAAAGUUGACUGUUUAAAGAAAAGAAUCUCUGACAGUUAAAGAUAGAUAUUUUUUCAACUCGACAAAAGUGCUUGGUCAGUGACGUCUAUCGCAUAAUUAGCGUCCUGUCUCCAUUUCUGUCCAUUAGCGUUUCCCCAGCAUCUAAACGUCUGUUAAAAGUGCUAUGCAUGUAAAUUUUAAAAUGUACAUUUCUGUUAUUUGGACUUGCAUCAUUUUUUGAUGUCAGAUAUUUUUUUAUUUGCUAUUGAGAAGAAAUGAAUGCGUAUCAAACUGAGUUUGUAGAUCAGUCUGAGAACAAGGUCAGAAUCAACCAAUCAGGUGCUUGAGUUUUGAGACUGGUUACCAAACUUAAGUUUUUAUAAUGAUUACUACUAGUGCUGCAUUAGACACCAGUCUGAUAAACCAUUGGUGCCAACAUUUUUAAGUAUAGCGUGCGAUACGAAUUACUUUUUAGCUCACCUGAGCACGGAGUGCUCAAGUUGAGUUACUGUGACCGGUCAUUGUCCGGCGUUCGUCGUCGUGCGUCGUCCGUCAGUAUUUGCCUUGUUAAUACUAGAGGCCACAGUUGUGACCCAACCUUUAUGAAUCUUGGUCGGAAUGUUUGUCUUCAUAUUCUGUGGGUCAAGUUUGAAACUGGGUCCUGUGGGGUCAAAAACUAGGUCAGUAAGCCAGAUCAAAGGAAAAUCUUGUCAACACUCUUGAGUCCACAGUUUAAGUUUGAAACUCAUGAGAGUUUGUCGAUGUCCGCUAGGUCAAGUUUGAAUCUGGGUCAUGUGGGUCAAAAAACUAGGUCACCCUGUCGAAUGAAAGGAAAAGCUGGUUAAUAUUCUAGAGACCACAUUUAUAACCCAAUCUUUAUGAAUCUUGGUCAGAAUGUUUAACUUGAUGAGUUUCAGGCCAAGUUCGAAACUUAGCCAUGUGGGAUCAAAACUAGGUCACUAGGCCAGAUCAAAGGAAAAUAUUGUUAACACUCCUGAGACCACAUUUUGAGUUUGAAACUCAUGAGAAUUGGUAAGAAUGUUUGUCUUGAUGACCUCUAGGUCAGGUUAGAAUCUGGGUCAUUUGACCCUGUCUUCAUGAGACUUGGUCAGAAUGUUUGUCUUGAUGACGGUUAGUUCAAGUUCUAGAUCAUGUGGGGUCAAAAACUAGGUCACCUGAUCAAAUCAAAGGAAACGUUUGUGAAGAAUCUAGAUGCCACAUUUAUUACCCUAUCUUCAUGAAACUUGGUCAGAUUGUAAUCUUAAUGAUUUCUAGGCCAAGUUCAAAACUGUGUCAUAUGGGUCAAAAACUACGUCACUAGGCCAGUUCAAAGGAAAAUCUUGUUAACAGUCUAGAGGCCAAAUUGUAAGUUCGCAACUCCUGAGAAUUUGUCAGAAUGGGUUUUUUUCUGAGCUACUGUGACCGGUCAUUGGCUGGCGUCUUUGGUCGUUCAUCGUCCGUCAAAAUUUGAGUUGUGACCCAAUCUGUAUGAAACUUGGUCAGCAUGUUUGACUUGAUGAUCUCUAGAUCAAGUUCGAAACUGGGUCAUGUGGUCUCAGAAAGUAGGUCACUAGGUCACCUAGUCAAAGGAAAAGCUUGUUAACAAUCUAGAGACCACUCUUUUUGUUUCAUAAUGUUGAAACUUGUUCAAAAUUUAAGUCUUGAUGAUCUGUGUCAGAUAUGGUUAAAACCUAGGUCGUUUUUUUUUUCAUAUAAAAAGAAAAUCAUGUUGACACACAAAAGGGCAUUUUCAGGGAACAGAUAACACUAUAGGUCAAUUUAAUUUUUUAAGCAUUUUCUGGAAAUUUCAAUUUAAUUAAAACACCGGCUCAUAAUUAGUUUUUAUGGCAUGUCGUUUGUCAUCAACAAUCAAAGUGUGCCUACGGAAAACCCAUGAGCAGGAUAUUUGAUGAAAAUGAAUUACUCAGGUGAGCGAUCUAUGGUGGUCAUGACCCUCUUGUUUUAUCAACGUAGUAUUUUUCUUCUGGCAACUUACAUGUGUUAUUGUUUGUUUAUGUAUUUGGUAAAUGACGUUCUUUCCUCCUUUGUUAUUUUUUCUCAUGUUGAACAAGACAAACCUUCUGUUUACAUUUUAGGUCGUCUACCCUUUGUUUUUGUAAUGAUUCUAUAACACAAGCCAUAUGUUAACAUUCAUUUAUUCAGUAUGAACAUUAAAAAAGCAGCGAAAUAACUAUUUGACAUUCGUACACCGAAUACAAAAAUAAGCAUACAUAUAUACUUUAACCAUAACUUGGGAUGCAUUCGUUGAUUUACAUAAAUUCUUAGAUGAUACGGGAUAGAUCCGGAAAUUAAUAAGUUUUUCUCCAGUUUCUUUUAAUGACGUUAAAUAAUAAUUGAGCCGUGCCAUGAGAAAACCAACAUAGUGCAUUUGCGUUUACGACCAGCAUGGAUCCAGACCAGACUGUCAGGAUCCAUGCUGUUCGCUUUCAAAGCAUAUUGCAAUUAGAGAAACUAUUAGCGAACAGCAUGGAUCCUGACCAGACUGCACGGAUGCGCAGGCUGGUCUGGAUCCAUGCUGGUCGCAAAGCCACUAUGUUGGUUUUCUCAUGGCGCGGCUCAAUUAUUCAGUUAUUUUCACUCUUAAAUUUCGAAUUAUUAAAAAGAAGUAGAUAUCUGCAUAAAGAUUAUUACUAAUAAUUUUUAAACAGGAAAUAUGUAUACAUUAAUUUGAAUAUGCACGCGGUUUCGGUUUUCGUAUAUUUUGAUGUUUAAGUAAUGCAAAUUUUUGUAAAAAUUUUUCCGGACCCUAAUAGAAAUCAAAUUCAUUGCAAUAUUUUGUUGUUGAUCCUCAUCAAUUGUUGUAUGGCUACCAGUGUUGUUACGACUGUAUGCAGUAACUUGUUGAUGUAAAAAAUCCGUUAAAAUCUUUCAAGAAGUUCAUUUUUUUACUUUGAAUGUUUAAAAGGAUUAGCCGCAGUUUUUUUUAUAUUUUUCAAUUUGCCAUGUCGUUAAAAUCAUUUAUUUUUGCCAGACAACAAGUAAAACUUGAUGUCUUUUGAAGUAUAAACAGUUGUUAUUUAAAUGAACAGCGUGUACAGUUCAGUUACAAAAUCUGAUACAUUUUAUAACAGUGUGUAAAUUUUAUGUCUCAAAUUAAAUUUUGAAGAAAAUUGUU
Messenger RNA from Mercenaria mercenaria, 6223 nucleotides. RefSeq names its product ETS domain-containing protein Elk-3-like. The transcript has 3 exons. Gene Ontology annotation, molecular function: sequence-specific DNA binding; DNA-binding transcription factor activity, RNA polymerase II-specific. The record is from RefSeq and is a predicted model, not a curated record. Gene Ontology annotation, biological process: regulation of transcription by RNA polymerase II; cell differentiation. The coding region runs from base 433 to 1458 and encodes 341 amino acids. NCBI's taxonomy places the organism in Eukaryota, Metazoa, Mollusca, Bivalvia, Venerida, Veneridae. Gene Ontology annotation, cellular component: nucleus.